CACAUACACGGCACACGUAUAUAAUAUUCAGGGACGGUUUCUUUCUCGUUUGUUUAUUUUUUUUUGAUCGAUCAAUCGGUUGUCAAAAUUGCCAUAAAUUAUUCGCGCGUGCGUUUUACUACCUAUUACGUCCGACGAGGAGAUCGCGCGGCAUAUCACUAUUCCGCACGGGACCGUACGUGAUAUAUUGUAUAAAUGGGGGAGUACAAAUUUAGUGUAAAUUCUAGUUUAAGUUCUAUCGAAUACCAAUCGUCUGUUAACACGUCUGGCUUGCCAUCAUCGUCCUCGUCCCAGUCGUAUUUCGUUGACGACGGCCAGCAACAGCAGGACGUUGCUGUUAAACAGCAGAUCUCACCGUCACCGGUCAACGGCGAUCACCAACAGCUGCCUAUUACCAAAGGCGUUGUCAAAGAAGAUUCUGUGUUGGCAGCGUUGGGUGGUGGUGACAAAUCGCCGGGUGGCCCUCAAAUGCAGUUACCAUCGUCAUAUAACAAUGAAGCUAGUCUUAAUGUGAUAAACUCGUCUACCAACUCGUCUACGUCUAGUCUGUGGUCAGCGUCUGUUGAUGAUACCUUGAUACAUGGGUUAAAUGCUUCUGCGGCUGCAAACAACGCUAGUUUUCCAAAUACUUUGUACAAUACUGGUUUGGGACCCCAUCAUCAACAACAACAGCCACAACAUCAUCACAGACGUCAAGCAUCUGGUGCAACACAUAAUUUCCCACAUAAUUUAUCAAGGCAACUGCAACAGUCAGCUCAUCCGCAGAACCUGUAUAUGGCCAGCAAAGGAUAUUCUUGGUCACAGUCUCACCAGAACUCGUGGCUUAAUUCUAGUCAAAAUCAAAGUGCUGGUCGUAAGCCAAAUACUAAUUACAAUCAUCAUCAACAACCUACCCCAAUGAAUUCAUCAAAAUUUAGACGUAGUACGUCAUACCCAGGAAAAGGAUUAUUCAAUCAAAAUGCUGCAACUUUUGAUAUUAACAACAUAGAUGAGACAGAUGUUAUGAGUUAUCAGGAACGAUGCUUGCCUAGCGGAAACGGCACAGGACCUUUGGACAACAUGCGCAACCUCGAACAUUAUUUGAACGAUAUUAUGCGAUCCGGUUCGGACAACCCAGAACACGCGAAAGGUUUCAUCAACUCGAACACUUUACAUUCUUUAGCUCACCUACACGGUAAAUCGCCCUUCUUUCAAUCUCUGGAAGAUCAAACGGGAUUGUUGGAUGACUCUAGUUCCAAUUUGAUUGAUACAUCUGUGCAAGCUCUGACGUCCCCAUCUCGAUCGUCACCCCACAGCCAAGGAUCGGAAAGCAGCGAAAGGUUUUCUAGAAAAGUGUUCGUCGGCGGUUUGCCGCCAGAUAUUGACGAAGAUGAAAUCACAGCUAGUUUCCGUAGAUUCGGUCAAUUGGUGGUUGACUGGCCUCAUAAAGCUGAAAGCAAGUCUUAUUUCCCACCUAAAGGAUAUGCUUUUCUUUUAUUUCAGGAUGAAUCUUCGGUACAGCAAUUGAUCGACGCGUGCAUUCAGGAUGACGAUAAACUAUACUUAUGUGUGUCUUCACCGACCAUCAAAGACAAACCGGUACAAAUAAGGCCUUGGCGUCUAUCCGAUGCCGAUUUCGUGUUGGAUGCAUCCAUGCCGCUAGACCCCCGGAAAACCGUGUUCGUGGGCGGCGUUCCUAGACCGUUAAAAGCCGUCGAACUGGCUAUGAUCAUGGACAGACUGUACGGCGGUGUGUGCUACGCGGGCAUCGAUACCGAUCCGGAGCUCAAGUAUCCAAAGGGAGCGGGCCGCGUGGCGUUCAGCAACCAACAGAGCUACAUCGCGGCCAUAAGCGCUCGUUUCGUGCAGCUCCAGCACGGAGACAUCGAUAAGAGGGUUGAAGUCAAACCGUACGUGCUCGACGAUCAGAUGUGUGACGAGUGCCAAGGACAGAGAUGUGGCGGAAAGUUCGCACCGUUCUUUUGUGCCAACGUCACUUGUUUACAAUACUAUUGCGAACUGUGCUGGGCAACGAUUCACUCGAGACCAGGCCGCGAAUUCCACAAGCCAUUGGUCAAAGAAGGCGCGGAACGUCCAAGAACUGUGCCAUUCCGUUGGUCAUAACGUAAGAUUCCAAAAGGAGUAGUCACAUUUUAUUAAUCCACUAAUUUGUUUUGUUUUUUUAUUUUAUUUUAUUAUUCUUACGCAUGUUUAUACAAAUUAUAUAAAAAAAAAAUUUAAUGUUUUUGAAUAGUCUUUUUAAAACCUGUCGUUUUUUAAUGCGAGAACUGUUUUUUACAAUUUUUUUUUAAUCUACCUUUACUACACAAUUAAGCCUCUACUGACUUAGGGAAAUUGACGUUUUUUUUUUCUUUAGGACUAUUUAAAUAAUUCAGGGUAAACACAAUGGAUAGGGCUCUUUUCACCGAGCAAAAACGAAUUGUUUUAGUACUACAAACGAAUUGUAUUAGUGCUACACAAACCUUCCAAAGAACAUAGAUUUUGUUUUGUUAGAACUAUUUUUCAUUUUAUUUUUAUUGUUUUAAAAAU
Molecule: messenger RNA, 2529 nt
Organism: Sipha flava (yellow sugarcane aphid)
Lineage: Eukaryota; Metazoa; Arthropoda; Insecta; Hemiptera; Aphididae
Gene: orb2
Product: cytoplasmic polyadenylation element-binding protein 2
Exons: 11
Coding region: 196-2103 (635 amino acids)
Biological process (GO): negative regulation of cytoplasmic translation
Cellular component (GO): cytoplasm; synapse; neuron projection
Molecular function (GO): ribosome binding; translation factor activity, RNA binding; mRNA 3'-UTR binding
Source: RefSeq, a predicted model, not a curated record